Diatraea saccharalis (sugarcane borer) is the source of this 462-nucleotide messenger RNA. NCBI's taxonomy places the organism in Eukaryota, Metazoa, Arthropoda, Insecta, Lepidoptera, Crambidae. The record is from the annotation of a GenBank genome assembly.
AUGCGUCGCAGCGGUGUUGGUAUCCUGGGUAGGGCGCGCGCGCGUACUCUCAAAAUGACAGUCACCAUAGUACUGGUGUUCUUCACAUGUUGGUCACCGUACUACUGCUACUGUCUAUGGUUCUGGAUAGACAAGGAGCAAAUAAGGACUUUAGACCCUGCGCUGCAGAAGGCGAUGUGGCUGUUCUCGUGCACCAACUCUUGUGCAAACCCCAUUGUGUAUGGGGUGUUUAACAGGAACCGAUGGACGUGGAAAUCAGGACCUAACGCGAGAUACUGCGGUAGCACGAGGAGAGGCUCCAAGUUCCCGUACUACGGUGAAUCUAUGGAGAUAUCAGCGGCGACACUGGCGCGCGCGCGUCAUUCACUCGUCGAACACAACGAUAACAAGGAGGCCGCAUACAUAAACAACGGCAGUGUGAAACAUAUCAACAAUAAUCAUGUAGGCAACGGAAUGGUGUAA